This is a messenger RNA of Pyricularia grisea, 2420 nucleotides long. RefSeq lists its product as uncharacterized. Lineage: Eukaryota; Fungi; Ascomycota; Sordariomycetes; Magnaporthales; Pyriculariaceae. The record is from RefSeq and is a predicted model, not a curated record. Gene Ontology annotation, cellular component: mitotic spindle pole body; DASH complex; mitotic spindle. Gene Ontology annotation, biological process: attachment of spindle microtubules to kinetochore. The coding region runs from base 110 to 1483 and encodes 457 amino acids. The transcript is spliced from 5 exons.
GAGCCUCUCAAUUGAUACCCUUGAUUAUCAAACGUGGAAAAGAGACAUUAUUUUAAUCCACUGCUUAGAACCAGGCAAACCACCAACACAGCGUUCCCAAUCUGCCACCAUGUCUAGGUCCGCGUCAUCUAGUCAGAGGAGCCUCUCUUUGACUGAAGAGCUUGAAAGAUUGGAACAGUCCAUAACCUUAACUCUUCAGGAAAUCGAUAGCAACUUCAGCAAAGCUCACAGGAUAAUUACCACCAGUAUCUUGCCCUUAGUAGAGCAGUAUGGAGAGCAUUCCAAAGCCGUCUGGGAAGCUUCUAUGUUCUGGAAGCAAUUUUUUGAAGCUUCUGCCAACGUGUCUCUGUCAGGCUAUGAAGAGCUUGCAAACGAUGAUGAGCCUUCAACGGCUGUCGAGGAGUCCACCGUGAACGACGACACCAUCAUCACGGCUCCUGAUGAGAAUGCUACUCCACGGCCUCGAAGCUCUAGCUACGAUGAGUCGACGCUCGAGGAGGACAAUGGUGACAUGUCGCUCCUCACCGACGAUGGAGCCGGCGAUCUGUCAGGCAGCACCCCUCGCCCACCAGCCACAAAAACCAUUGUACGACCACCCGCCCAAUCGUCAGCAUCCCAGCCACGUUUCGCAGGCUUGUCCUCACCGUAUGAGGCCAUGAAACGCGAGAUGAUGCGGGAGGCCGAUCAGCCUCAGGGCGGCGAUUAUGAGGAUGAAGAGUCGUCGGCAUUUGACGAGUCCGAGUCAGAGCUCAUCUUCCGCCAAAAGACGGCGCGCCUGCCCGACAUGUCAAUGUCGCCUCAAGCCUUCCUUGCCCGUGUAUCACAGGAUUCGCCAGAGAAAGGGGGCCCUGCCAAAGACCGCCUGCUACAUCGCGUUCUCGAUAAGAACUACCGUCUCCAAGCGACGCCGCACCGUGCCAUGACGCGCGGUACGUCACCGGUGAGAUGGAAGAUUACCGAGAACGAAAAGGCAGGGUCGGGCAGCGGAAAGGGCCCGGAACAGCCUGAGCGCCAGCCGUGGGAAGACAGUCCCAUGUCAAGUCCUGAGAUGGCACCACCGACCCUGCGCAGCGCUGCCUUCAUGUCCCCCGUCCGCGCCGCACAUCGCAUUGGCGGCAAACUUGAGGCUGUCUCGGCGGGACCCAGAACCCCCGGAGUCAGUGUGCAGACACCGCAAAUGGGUCGCAAAACACGAGACGUGUUCCAGACGCAGGCACGCCAGGAACAGAACAAAACCCCGGCCAGGGACGAGAUCACUUGGGAGAGUGAUAGUGAUGACGAGUUGUAUGCAGGGAUGAGCCCACCAAAGACUAUUCAGUUUGCUCUUCCUGCUUCUCGUCUCUUGCAAACACCAGCUCGAGAAGCUAGCAAACGUAUUGUAGAGGACAUACUCCUUACCGCUGGCGCUGCCCCUGACGAGUCCUCCGAGUACAGCCCAACCAUAGUCAAGAUGAACGCCAACAUACUAGACGAUUCUUUUUGAAGGCAAAAGACGAUUAAGACAGCCUCAAUCGGUGGCUCAGUUGGUUGGAGACGUUACCCAGCGGCGCCAGUAAAUCACUCAAAGUGCCAUAAAUCAUUAUCUAGGAGAGUAUGUAUAGAGGGGACAAUCCCCAUUAAAAGCCUUCUGGAAGUUCAUUCACAGUAUUUUCAACCCGGCGAUGUCACCUCGUGUGUGACGCCAAACUCCCUCAAUCAUUGUCUGUGUUGCAAUCCCAACUCCAUAACUGGGUGUGUAGCAGCCGCUACUAAGUACGUUUUCGGCGACGAUAAAGCAAGUUGGUUUAUUGACUUGGAACUUGCGGUCUUACUGCAUGCCCAUGCUGACUAGAGGUUGAUGUUCAUUUGGGAUCGCAAGAUGCUGGCAGAAUCCGUGACCUUCUUGCGGUCUGCACUGUCUUUCUUGCUCUUGGAGGAGUCUUUCUGAUCCUUGUGAGGCUUGGUGAUGCUAGCGGCAGUCGAGGAUGACAUGAUGGAUGCGGAAUCAUCCUUGGUAGUGGCCGCGACGCUCUGGAAAGCUUGGUCUGUUGGACAUGUUGAUGGACUUAGUGUAUAUCUGAUUGGUGUAAGGAUAGGAGGUGGAAUUGUUCAGAGAACAGUGAUAGUGUGAUUGGGUUAGUUUGAUGUGUUGUUUGGUAUGGAUGUUUAGAUGCUGAUGCUUUGAUGAUUUCUGGAAUCUGAGAUAACAUCCUAAGACUGCCGUCUAGUUCUUAUACGUUCUUGAUAUGCCCAUUUCUCUCCCUCCAUCACACGAUACAAAGCCCGGCAAAUACAUUUUUUCCCCAUCGGUGCUUACGAGGGUGGACACGCAUCGAGACAUUGAUUCGCAAGCCUAUCAUUCUGAUAUUGGUGUAUACUCAUAGGGCGUCGACGCCGACAAGGGGGGGUAACAAUGAUUUGAGCUUAGCGUCAAGUACUCC